Molecule: messenger RNA, 1007 nt
Organism: Gamsiella multidivaricata
Lineage: Eukaryota; Fungi; Mortierellomycota; Mortierellomycetes; Mortierellales; Mortierellaceae
Exons: 2
Coding region: 224-844 (206 amino acids)
Source: RefSeq, a predicted model, not a curated record
GGCUCUCAAUCCACAUCAACUGCGAUGUACAUCUUGUAACAUUGUCAAGACACCAGAGUGGCGAAAAGGACCUCUAGGUCCUCGAACGCUCUGCAACGCGUGUGGGCUGAGUAAGCAUUCAUCGCACUUCGGGAUUACGAGAGAUGAGCAUGGGUAUUGUGCACCGUACUCACCAAGAGGUCUGCUGGCUUUUUUCGUAUGGUAAACAAUAGUCUGGGGCAAAAUGUCGCGGAACAAAGCUGCACUGGUGGCAAAGAACAAAUUAGAAUUGUCUUUGAAAGCAGAGCCACCUGCCAAUACAGAGGAUACACAGAUGACCGAUGCCACUUCAGAGGAUCGCGCAGGCACAGGGUUUGAGACAAUAACAGUUUCGCAAGCAUUGGAUCUGCCCAAUGGACCCCGCAAGAGAGGACGCGACAAUUCCUCGAUCCUGAACUCUGAAGAUGCCGAGGCAGCAGCCAGGGAUGAGGACAAGCAGACAAUUGAAGAAUCAAGGAGGGAGGUCGAAGCCUUACAUCUUACAGCAGGCGGCCAUCUGGAAGACCAGAAAAUGGGAUUUAACGAUGACUCUGUACCAAAACCAUCAUCGCAGGGGCAUGCCGGAAAGGCUGUAUCAAUAAUGGAGUGCGAAGCCGAGAAGAAUAACUUGCACCAGCUGCAUCUCUCCACGGAUGGACGGCGCACAGUCCAGUCUGCUCGGAACCUGAAUGAACAGGGAACGCCAGUGCCUGAAGGCGUCUCUUGUUUGGCUGCGGAUUCUACGGGAGCAGGCAAUCAAGAAAACCAGGGUGAAGAUGCGUCUACGGAAGGACGCAAGCUUGCCCUUUCGUACUUGCUUGCAUAAUACAGCUCUCUGACCGUUACUGUUACACUAAGAUGUUUUAAUUAUCUAGGAGGCCACUUUAACCCAUACCAACUCCCAGAGAUCCGAUGAACGAUAUCCAGUUCUGCUGUCUUUUAAUACUUUAUACUUUACCUUUGUUUUUGUCUUUGUCUUUGUCUUUGUC